Manduca sexta (tobacco hornworm) is the source of this 1761-nucleotide messenger RNA. RefSeq names its product GSK3B-interacting protein. The transcript is spliced from 2 exons. The record is from RefSeq and is a predicted model, not a curated record. Gene Ontology annotation, molecular function: kinase regulator activity; protein kinase A binding. Gene Ontology annotation, cellular component: cytoplasm. NCBI's taxonomy places the organism in Eukaryota, Metazoa, Arthropoda, Insecta, Lepidoptera, Sphingidae. The coding region runs from base 456 to 824 and encodes 122 amino acids. Gene Ontology annotation, biological process: regulation of canonical Wnt signaling pathway.
AAUGUUGGUUACAGAUUUAGAAAUCUUUAAAUCUCAAAUUUUAUCGCAUUUAUAAUUAAAACGGUAAGUGUAAUCUAUACAACAAUAAAUAAUUUUGUCCUAUAUUUUAAUGUCUCAUUGUCACCAUAUUAGACAAGGACACAGCUACCAAAAAGUAUUCUCUUUCGAGACCGUUUUUCCGGCAUCAGUCAGCUCUCCAGGUGUACGUAGUACAUAUUAACUCCAUGGAGUUUACUUAUCAGCUAGUUUAUUGGUCUCUGCUUAUUAGUUAUGACAGUUAUUAUUGUCAACCUAUAAAGCAUAAAAUUAACGAGGUACCUGUAAUACGGAAUGCAGUUUGCACUAUUAAAUUCGUAGUUAUGUAUAAAUUAUUAUGUUAUGCAUUGAUAUAAUCUUUAUGAGCAAAGUUUUAUUGAGUUUAUGUGUUUUUUGCUAAAUCGGCUUGUCAGGAUAAAAUGAAAAGAAGCGAAAUGUCUGAACAAGUUCUGGACGAGGAGACAUGGCCUCAAGAAGCCGAGGCGGCCAUCAACGACAUACGGAAACACGUGAAAUUCGCCGCAAUCUCACCGCGCCUGCGCAGCUCCAACCAGUGCGUCUUCAUCAACAUCACCACGCUCGAAGAGUCGCACUACUGCGUCGAGAUGUCCGCACUCGGCUUCAGGAUUGUGGGGAACCAGUACAAUGACAAUACUCUCACUUCUGACAUCUAUGAGACACCGUACGCGAUGCUGGACACUAUCAGCGUCAAAUUUAGGGAAUCUUUUGGUAAGGAGCUUAUAAAUAAACUAGCCGACUUAGCAAACACUCGCUCUGAGGUGGCUUAGUAGAUACCAGGGGGAAAGUGGAGUUGCGCGUUUAUAAACAUCCACACGAACAGUAAUUAAUAAAAUUUAGCUCAAGAAAAGAUUAAUUAUAAUUAUUAAAGUUAUUUUGAGAGGGAGAGAAGGAAGAGGUGAGGAGGUCGAAGCACACAAGUGUACGUGAAUAGUGCAGAAUAUUAACAAGUUUUAACAAUGUUUAUCAAGUACAUCACCUCGGUAUAAUGCGUUCUUGUAUUUGUUAUAAGACAAGAGGCGUCCCCUGUGUUGUGAGAAUCAUGUUUGCCCGCAGUCUACAUUCAAGUGGACAAACUUACCUAAUUCUCUCUUAGGUGUUCUACUCGUGGAAUAAUAAUACGAAGUACUUACUUGAUAAAUAAUAAAAAAAAAAACUGGAAAAAGAAGUAAUGAACACAAAAACCUCGAGAAGUAAUGAACACAAAAAAAUAUCGGGCACGUAAUUUUUUUGUAACGCUGGGGUCUCUAUAUUAAUCCGCUUACCGUUUUAACUACAGAAAUAAACAAAAUUUAAAAAAAGAUCUUUUAUCUACGUAGUAAUAGGAUGUAAAAUGAAUAAGUAUUGACGUAGGUAUAAUAUACGGACAGUAUUUAUAUGUGUGCUAUAAAAGUAAUGUAUGAGUAAUAAUUCUUAUGAAGUAAAUAUUAUAGUAGUUUGAAAUUAUUUUAAAUAGACGUUGUCAUUACGAAAUUAUUUCCUUAGGGCAUUAAAAUUAGCUUGUAUGUAGGAAUAUAAUAAACAAAUUGAUUGUAAAAACUAAAUGGAGUAUAUUGCAUUUUACCAUAAAAAUGUUGUUUAUAAUAUUUUAUUGUGUAUAAUAAUUAUUAGAUGAGAAUGAAAGCUCAGCAUAUAUCAGUACAAUACGAAUAUUAUUUAUUAUAUGUAUAUCAGACUGAGUACAAAAAUUAUAUUGAUUUUAUUCUA